CAAUCACCAUUAUCUGGUCACCACUUUUCACGAUACGGGACGAAUCUGUAAUGAUGACGAGUGUUUCCUUCGGCCAUUGUUGAGGCAACGGGGAUAUUCUUCUGCGGGUUCACACCUACCAUCAUUGGAUAAAGGCACUCGAAUCAUUCAGGUACUUGGCGUCCUCGAGGAGCAUAUAUAAGCGGCGUGAAGUACUGUUUAUACAAACACUGCCUCAUGUCCACACACACAGGGUGUUCUAGGUCGACUCUGACAGCGCGCUUCGCCGUUCCUCGAGUGGAUAGAUAUUUUUACUCAUAUCAUUUGUAUCCUCUCCUUUGGAUAGUUAUUACGCACAAGGAUUCUGGGGUUUUUUUCCGGACAGAAUGGCUGUUGCUGCAAAGUUCAGUUUUUCCGUGAGGAGCAUCCUGGAUUUGCCUGAGCAUGACGCCAAGACAGCGCAGCCUUCCCCCGGUAACUCCUGCUACAGCUCCCCUUACUCCUCCUGGAUGGACAGCGACCGGAGCCCUUGUCUCUCUUCAGACGAGGGUAGCCUGGAGAUCUCCCCAAACAAGUCCGACGAGUCUUCUCUGGACUCUGAGGCCGAGAAGAAGAAGAAGCGCCGCGUGCUCUUCUCAAAGGCCCAGACCUUCGAGCUUGAGAGACGCUUCCGUCAGCAGCGCUAUCUGUCAGCACCAGAGCGGGAGCAGCUCGCCCAUCUCCUCAGCCUGACGCCGACGCAGAUCAAGAUCUGGUUCCAGAACCACAGGUACAAAAUGAAGAGGUCGCGAGUAGAGGGAGCGCCACAAGACAUAAACCAAUCGCCAAUGUUGCGAAGAGUAGUGGUACCCAUCCUAGUUCGGGAUGGCAAGCCUUAUCAGACCUGUUUCAUUAACACGGAGAAAGGAGGCUGUCUUAGACCGACCACGUCCCCGGGUACACCCUUCAGUUUGGGGUACCAGUCUUUCCAGCUUCCGUCACCGUUCGGUCUACCUUCCCCAUACCAGCAUUUUGCCAGCCCGGCAGCAUCUAGACACACCUUUGCUUGGAGAGACUUUCUGAAUGACUCAGCUCAAUUCAGUUCUUUUAAGUGACUGAAAACAUCAACAAGAGGACAAUGCAUAGAGGAACACUUAAAACAUAAUGUGUUUUCUGAAUUCCCUUAUUUUUCGAGGUACUUAAGUGUUAAACUGUUAAACUCUCACUAAUAAUGUUGUAUGAGAAGUAGGCUAUUUUGCACAUAUUUUAUUUUUUGGUAUUUUAUGAAAUUUAGCCUAUUGAGGGAUAUUUUCGAAUGAUAAAAGUCGUCAUUAGUUUAUUGUAAUCUGGUGGUAGGCCUAUUGACAUUAUACUCCUAGAUUAAGUUUUGUUUAUCCAAUUGGAUCAUUAUUGUGUUUACUUUGCGUAGGCUUAUUUUAUCAGUCAUUUAAAAUUUCUGUCAUUUUUAUGAAUUUUGAAUCUACACCAAGAUAUUUGUCAAAAGUACGAGGGAGGUAGGAUAUAAUUGCUUUGAAAAUUGUGUUUUUCACUUUUGUCUGGAAAUGUUAUAGAACAUAAUCGUUUUAUUGAUUGGUAGGCCUAAAUGUUUUGUGUUUUUAUAGAAUUACGAAUAAAUC
Salvelinus fontinalis (brook trout) is the source of this 1595-nucleotide messenger RNA. It is a transcript of the gene nkx2-9, whose product is annotated as NK2 transcription factor related, locus 9 (Drosophila). The transcript is spliced from 2 exons. The record is from RefSeq and is a predicted model, not a curated record. Gene Ontology annotation, molecular function: RNA polymerase II cis-regulatory region sequence-specific DNA binding; DNA-binding transcription factor activity, RNA polymerase II-specific. The coding region runs from base 366 to 1073 and encodes 235 amino acids. Lineage: Eukaryota; Metazoa; Chordata; Actinopteri; Salmoniformes; Salmonidae. Gene Ontology annotation, biological process: regulation of transcription by RNA polymerase II; cell differentiation. Gene Ontology annotation, cellular component: nucleus.